AUGGCCAGUCAGCCUGCCAAUUGGUUAGCACGUUAGCUUAUGGUAGCCGCAACUAAACGGUAAUGUUGACCCGUGAUGUCGCAUUAUAAAUACUGCUGUGUUUUCCUUCAGGGCCAGAUGAGGACACAGAGCGGCUGAUCCGGUGGCGGGGAAGGAACAAGGCCCUCUUCAUGGGCAGAAGGAACGCUGCCCUAAAGGGUUUUCAGUAAGAAAUUUUUGUUCAUGCACCGUUGUGCCGUGGAUUUAUUUAUUGUAAACACACGCUUCAGCUGGAGGCGACCGGAGCACAAACGUUGGCCAUGUCGGCUUCUAGCUUUUUUGUUAUCAGAGCAGCAUUCUAAGAGCCGCAAACGCCCCCCACCACUCGACAGAACAUAAUACGAGUUUUGCUAUGGGCCGCGCCCCAUGGGUUGAUUACAAGAUGGGGAAAAAGCUACUGCCUAAUGCAGUAAUAAUAUGAAUCUGGAGAACUUGAGGACACAUUAUGGUAACUCUGUACGUAAAUCGUAAAUGUGAACACUGUUCUGACAGUGGCUUGUAGGCACUUGCCACGUUCAUAUGCCCUUUUUAUUGCCCCUUGUUUGUCAUCCUUGUUUAGGGCUUUCAUCAAGGAGCAUGGGCUGGAGGGCCAGGUGGAUCCAAGUUUUCCCCACCAAAAAAAGGGAAAACCUGAAGCAGAAAUACAAGGUAGGUGGAGGUGUGACAAACACUUCAGUAAUUAUGUUUCGCACCAAUACAGUGAAUGCUUAUGUUUUUAAGUUUUACUAUAUAAUCUGACUAUGUCAGAGUUCAAACAGUCAGUGUGAGAGGGACCUCUGUUAUCAGAUUAUUUUUGUGUGAGUGUCAUUUGCCAGGUUCUCAAGGCACCACCAACAGGGUCAGCACAGAGGGAGGAGAGGCCACUGCUGCAAACUGGAAAUGGUUUAAUAUCAUGGAUGAGGUGAUGAGGGACCGUCCCACCAUAUCACCGCCCAACUUUAUCAGCUCACCUCAUCAGAGUGGUUGAAAAAGUUUGAGGAGAGGGAGGAUGAAAGGUUGCAGCAGGCAGAGGAGCGGGAACGUCGGGCAGAGGAGAGGGAGAGGCAGGAAAAGAGAGAGAUGGAAGAAAGAUGGGUAAGAAGAGAGCAAGAGUGGAGAGAAGAAGAAAGAAGGAACACAGACAGAAGAGAGUGGGAGUGGAGAGAGUGGAUGGAUAGAAGAGCAGUGGAAGAAAGGAGAGAGAGAGAAUAG
Molecule: messenger RNA, 1230 nt
Organism: Xyrichtys novacula (pearly razorfish)
Lineage: Eukaryota; Metazoa; Chordata; Actinopteri; Labriformes; Labridae
Source: the annotation of a GenBank genome assembly